AUGGAAGACCCUGAAGGAGCAGUUGGGAAUCCCGGUCUUCUGUUUUCUCUUUCCACGGCGGUGACCGCGGGCUUGCUGAUAUUUCGGAUUAAGAAUGACGUCCGGCCAGAGUGGGGGCGGCUGCUCUGGUCUUUGGGGCUACUCGUUGGUGUGGAGCUCCUGUGUUUUUGGUUGCUGCCUAGCUACUCUGGACUGAUACUUCUCAUCCUGGUCAGCUUUGCUGUGCACCUGACUGCAGCGGGACAGAGCAUGAUGUUGCCUUGCCAAGACAGAGCCGUUCUCAUCACAGGUUGCGAUACCGGUUUUGGCCAUAAACUGGCUAAGACCUUAGACAGAGCUGGAGUGAAGGUGUUUGCUGGAGUGCUGGAUGAGUCUGGAGCUGGAGCCCAAGAGCUGAAGAGCGUUGGAUCACCUCAGUUACAUGUGUUACAGCUGGAUGUGACUGAUAGCACCCAGAUCCACCACGCUUAUCACCACAUUAAGAGUCACGUAGGAGACGCGGGUCUUUGGGGACUGGUGAACAACGCAGGUGUCCUGGGAUAUUACGGUGACGGAGAAAUUCUUCCUAUGCGGAUAUACAGGAAAUGCCUUGAUGUCAACUUCCUCUCUAACGUGGAGAUGACACAAGUGUUCCUUCCACUGCUACGAAAAGCCAAAGGAAGGAUUGUAAACAUAUCCAGUUUGGCAGGAGCCGUGCCCAUUCCUGGCUUUUCUGCUUAUGGAGCGUCUAAGGCAGCUGUCACUUCUUUCUCUGGUGUGAUGAGACAGGAGCUGUCCAAGUGGGGAAUCAAAGUGGCUGUUGUACAACCUGCGGGAUUUAGGACCAACAUCCUGGGCAGCAAAGAAGAGUGGGACAGCACUGAGAGAGAGAUACUUCACUCCCUCUCAGAGGAAGUACGGGAAACAUAUGGAGAGGAGUACAUUAGCUCCAUGCAGCAUUGCCUCAUCAAUGUGAACUCCUCCUCUGUGGCGGACUUGCGCCCCGUACUGGACUCCAUGCAACAUGCUUUGUUUGCCGUCAAACCCAAACCGCUCUACGACCCUGGGAUGUCUGGCUGGGCUAUUCCCUUUAUCUGUCGCACCUGUCCUGUCUGGCUGUAUGAUUCUAUCUUUACCCGAAUGUUUGUGUUUGGAAACGCUCAACCAGCAGGACUGAAAUUAAGCACAUAA
Molecule: messenger RNA, 1170 nt
Organism: Chanos chanos (milkfish)
Lineage: Eukaryota; Metazoa; Chordata; Actinopteri; Gonorynchiformes; Chanidae
Gene: hsd17b2
Product: hydroxysteroid (17-beta) dehydrogenase 2
Exons: 5
Coding region: 1-1170 (389 amino acids)
Biological process (GO): steroid metabolic process
Cellular component (GO): intracellular membrane-bounded organelle
Molecular function (GO): oxidoreductase activity
Source: RefSeq, a predicted model, not a curated record